CUCUCUCUACCAGGGGAUGCCGGAGUCUAACCGCAGCUCCGCUCUCAUUCACGCUGAGCGCUGCUCUCCUGUGCGCACGGAGCUGCAGAGCUGAGCUUUGGAACCGGUGCUGCUGCUGCUGCUGCUGCUGCUGCUGCUGCUGCCUGACAAGCACGCGGGGAAUGGACAUGUCUUCAUCCGCAACUCUCCCAUCCUACUAACAUGCCAAACAGGACGAGCGCCAAGCACGGAUCGAUCAGGCUGGUAGCAGUCGAGGCUGAGGAUCAGGGGAUGAGGUUGUAAAAACAACAGUCGAGAAAAGGACAAAAAAAAGGAAGAGGAAGUCGACUGUUUGGAAACCCUUCUUUUGUAUCAUUGUACCCUGCGGUCCUACAAGGCACCGACUGACCCUGCCGCGGAUUACACAGUCGAAAAUACACCAACACCCACACGUCCACACCUACCAUCCCCUCACUGCCAUGUCCUCCCACCUGAACCCACCCCUCCUCUUCCUCCCAGUCUUCUCACUGCUCCUCUCCCUUCCCAUGCCCUCCACUCUCACGUCCCCCUCCUCCUUCUCCCCCCUCCUCUCCUUCUCCCCACCCGAGGGAGGUCUCACACACUUGGUGGUCCACAACAAAACUGGCGAGGUCUACCUGGGCGCUGUCAACUGGAUCUACAAGCUGUCCAGCAACCUCACCAAGCUGCGAAACCAUGUCACCGGCCCUGUGACAGACAACCCUCGCUGUUACCCUCCGCCCGGUGUCCAGUCCUGCCCCCACGAGUUGGUGCAAACCUCCAAUGUCAAUAAACUUCUGCUCCUUGAUGCUGCCCAUAACCGCCUGAUUGCCUGUGGGAGCACUUCCCAGGGAAUUUGCCAGUUCCUGCGUCUGGAUGACUUGUUCAAGCUCGGUGAGCCCCACCAUCGCAAAGAGCAUUACCUAUCCAGCGUUGCUGAAGCAGGCACCAUGUCGGGCGUCGUGAUCUCUCCGGAUAUUUUUGGCGAAGGUGGAAAACUGUUUGUCGGCACGCCCAUCGACGGCAAAUCUGAGUACUUCCCAACGCUGUCCAGCCGCAAGUUAAUGUCGAAUGAGGAGAAUGCAGACAUGUUCAGCUUUGUGUACCAGGAUGAGUUUGUUUCCUCGCAGCUCAAGAUUCCCUCAGACACGCUCUCCAAGUUCCCAGCAUUUGACAUCUACUACAUCUAUGGCUUCAACAGUGAGCAGUUUGUCUAUUAUCUCACCUUACAGCUUGACACGCAGCUCACCUCGCCCGACGCCAGCAGCGAGCAGUUCUUCACCUCUAAAAUUGUUCGCCUGUGCGUUGACGAUCCCAAGUUCUACUCCUACGUUGAGUUCCCCAUCGGAUGCACCAAGGACGGCGUGGAAUACCGCUUGGUUCAGGAUGCUUAUUUAGCCCGGCCGGGGACCCGCUUGGCACGUGCGCUCGGUAUCCAGGAGCACGAAGAAGUUCUGUUCACCGUGUUCGCCCAGGGUCAGAAGAACAGGGCCAAACCGCCUAAGGAGUCGGCUUUGUGUCUAUUCACAAUGAGGCGGAUAAAGGAGAAGAUUAAAGAGAGGAUUCAGUCGUGCUACAGAGGAGAAGGGAAACUCUCCCUGCCAUGGCUUCUCAAUAAGGAGCUGGCCUGCAUCAACUCGCCACUGCAGAUAGAUGACAACUUCUGCGGCCAGGACUUCAACCAGCCUCUAGGCGGCACCACCGCCAUCGAGGGCAUCCCGCUCUACGUGGACAAGGACGACGGCAUGACCUCGGUGGCGGCCUACGACUACCGCGGGCACACUGUGGCGUUCACCGGCACCCGGAGCGGACGCGUGAAGAAGAUCCUUGUGAACUCCAUUACCCAGCCUGCUUUGCUGUAUGAGAACGUGGAGGUGAGCGAUGGAAGCCCCCUCCUGAGGGAUCUCCUCUUCAGUCCGGGUCAUCAGUACUUGUACACCCUCACCGACAAACAGGUGACACGUGUACCAGUGGAGAGCUGCGAGCAGUACAACUCCUGCGGAGCCUGUCUGGGAGCAGGAGACCCUCACUGCGGCUGGUGUGUGCUGCAUAAUGUAUGCUCGAGGAAGGAUCACUGCGAGCGAGCGGAGGAGCCUCAGCGUUUCACCACCAGAGUGGAGCAGUGCGUCCGACUCUCCGUCCAACCGGACACCGUGUCUGUCACCAUGUCAGAAGUGCAGCUGGUACUUCAGACCCAGAAUGUGCCGAGCCUGUCCGCUGGAGUGAACUGCUCCUUUGAGGACUACGUAGAGACGGAGGGACGCAUCUACGGUGGACGGAUCUCCUGCCUGUCACCCUCCACAAAAGAGGUCGCCCCCAUCACACGAGACCAGGGUGACCAACGUGUGAUAAAAUUGUAUCUGAAGUCCAAGGAAACGGGAAAGAAAUUCGCCAGCGUGGACUUUGUGUUCUACAACUGCAGCGUCCACCGCUCGUGCCUGUCCUGCGUUAACGGGAACUUCCCCUGUUACUGGUGCAAAUAUCGCCACAUGUGCACGCAGGAUGCCAGCGACUGCUCCUUCCAGGAAGGACGAGUGAACACCUCCGAGGAGUGUCCUCAGAUCCUCCCCUCCACCCAGAUCUACAUCCCCGCUGGCGUCAUGAGGCCGAUCACCCUGCUGGCCCAGAACCUGCCCCAGCCCCAGUCUGGACAGAGGAACUACGAGUGCAUCUUCCACAUCCAGGGCAACACGCACAGCGUCCCGGCUCUGAGGUUCAACAGCACCAGCAUUCAGUGUCAGAAGACCACGUAUGACUACGAGGGCAGCGACAUCAGCGACCUGCCAGUGGACCUCUCCGUGGUGUGGAAUGGAAACUUUGUCAUAGACAACCCCUUUGACAUUCAAGCCCAUCUGUACAAGUGCAGAGCGCUGCGGGACAGCUGCGGCAUGUGCCUGAAGGCCAACCCCAGGUUCGAAUGUGGCUGGUGCGUCCUGGACAGGAAGUGCUCCCUCAGGCAGGAGUGCAACGGCGGAGGACACUCCCACCUCCCGCUGCCGCUGGCUGAGGGUGGAGGCUGGAUGCACGCCACCUCUGGAAACAGCCGUUGCACCCAUCCAAAGAUCACUAAGUUGUUCCCUGAGACGGGGCCUCGCCAGGGGGGAACCAGGGUGACCAUCCUGGGGGAGAACCUGGGUCUGCAGUUCAGAGACAUCCAGAUGGGCGUCAGGCUGGGCAAAGUGCCCUGUGUGCCCAUUGAGGAGGAGUACUUGAGUGCAGAGAGAAUAGUGUGUCUGCUGAACGAUGCGACGGGCUACAGGGUCCAGGAGGCUCAGGUGGAGGUGUGCGUGAGGGACUGCGUCAACGACUACCGAGCCCUGUCGCCGAGGCCGUUCACCUUCGUGACUCCGUACUUCACCCGUAUCCAGCCAUCUCAGGGGCCCAUUUCUGGCGGCACCCGGGUCACCAUUGAGGGGAGCAACCUCAACGCAGGCAGUUAUGUGUCUGUCAGCAUAGGACCACAGCCCUGCUACUUCAAAAAGAGGAAUGCCCGUGAGAUAGUGUGUGUCACGCCAGCUGGAUUGGCACCGGGCACUUCAUCCGUCUUGGUGGACAUAGACGACGCUGAGCUGAGAAACCCGGAAGUCAAGUUUAACUACACCGAAGACCCUACUGUCCUGAGGAUUGAGCCCGACUGGAGCAUUGCCAGUGGUGGGACUCUGCUGACAGUAAGCGGGACCAACCUCGCAACAAUCCGAGAACCAAAGAUCAGGGCCAAGUACGGGCAGGCCGAAUCCUUUCAUAACUGCACAGUGUACAACAACUCGGUCAUGGUGUGCCUCGCUCCGUCGGUGGCCGAUUCGGAGCUGGGUUUUGCGGAGACCGGCACCGGCCCGGAUGAGAUCGGCUUCUACAUGGACAACGUGAACGCCCUGGUGGUGGUGAACGAGACGUUCAGCUACUACCCCGACCCUGUGUUUGAACCGCUGAGUCCCUCUGGAACGCUGGAGCUCAAACCCACGUCGCCACUAAUUCUCAAGGGUCGGAACUUGAUCCCGGCGGCUCCGGGCAACAGUCGCCUGAACUACACGGUGCUGAUUGGUGAGACUCCCUGCGUCCUCACCCUGUCUGAGAGCCAGCUGCUGUGCGAAUGGCCCAACCUCACCGGACAGCACAAAGUCACGAUCCGAGCUGGGGGGUUCGAGUACUCCCCUGGGACCCUUCACAUCUACUCAGACAGCCUUCUGACGCUGCCCGCCAUCAUCGGCAUCGGCGGGGGCGGCGGCCUGCUGCUGCUGGUCAUCAUCGCCGUGCUGAUCGCCUACAAGAGGAAGUCCAGGGACGCCGACCGCACCCUGAAGCGCCUUCAGCUCCAGAUGGACAACCUGGAGUCCAGAGUGGCCCUGGAGUGUAAAGAAGCUUUCGCUGAGCUGCAGACCGACAUCCAUGAGCUGACCCAGGAGCUGGACGGGGCCGGGAUUCCCUUCCUGGACUAUCGGACCUACGCAAUGCGGGUCCUGUUCCCUGGGAUUGAGGACCACCCCGUGCUCAAGGAGAUGGAGGUACGGGUCCAGGCAAAUGUUGAGAAGGCUCUGACGCUGUUUGGCCAGCUGCUGACGAAGAAGCACUUCCUGCUGACGUUCAUACGAACCCUGGAGGCACAGAGGUCUUUCUCAAUGCGGGACAGAGGCAACGUGGCGUCACUGAUCAUGACGGCCCUGCAGGGGGAGAUGGAGUACGCCACCGGGGUCCUGAAACAGCUGCUGUCCGACCUGAUAGACAGAAACCUGGAGAGCAAAAACCAUCCCAAGCUGCUGCUCCGGAGAACGGAGUCUGUCGCUGAGAAAAUGCUGACCAACUGGUUUACGUUCCUCCUGUACAAGUUCCUCAAGGAGUGUGCCGGGGAGCCUCUGUUCAUGCUUUACUGUGCCAUGAAGCAGCAGAUGGAGAAGGGGCCCAUCGACGCCAUCACCGGCGAAGCCCGCUACUCGCUCAGCGAGGACAAGCUCAUCAGGCAACAGAUUGACUACAAAACACUGACGUUGCACUGUGUAAACCCAGAGAAUGAGAACUCCUCCGAGGUGACAGUCAAGUGUCUCAACUGUGACACCAUCACUCAGGUCAAAGAGAAGCUGCUGGAUGCUGUGUACAAGGGCAGCCCCUAUUCACAAAGGUCAAAGGCUUCUGACAUGGACCUGGAAUGGCGCCAGGGUCGGAUGGCCAGGAUCAUCCUGCAAGACGAAGACGUCACGACCAAGAUCGACAACGACUGGAAGAGACUCAACACGCUGGCUCACUAUCAGGUGACGGACGGCUCAGUCAUCGCCCUGGUGCCAAAGCAGAACUCUGCCUACAACAUCUCCAACUCCUCCACCUUCACCAAGAGCCUCAGCCGAUACGAGAGCAUGCUGCGGACAGCCAGCAGUCCAGACAGCCUGCGGUCCCGGACGCCCAUGAUCACCCCCGACCUGGAGAGUGGCACCAAGCUGUGGCACCUGGUGAAGAACCACGACCACUCGGACCAGAGGGAGGGCGACCGGGGCAGCAAGAUGGUCUCUGAGAUCUACCUGACCAGGCUGCUGGCCACAAAGGGUACGUUGCAGAAGUUUGUGGACGACCUGUUCGAGACCAUCUUCAGCACGGCCCACAGAGGCAGCGCGCUGCCGCUCGCCAUCAAGUACAUGUUCGACUUCCUGGACGAGCAGGCCGACAAACACUCCAUCACAGACUACGACGUACGACACACCUGGAAGAGCAACUGUCUCCCCCUGCGGUUCUGGGUGAAUGUGAUCAAGAACCCCCAGUUUGUGUUCGACAUCCACAAGAACAGCAUCACGGACGCCUGCCUGUCCGUGGUGGCCCAGACCUUCAUGGACUCCUGUUCGACGUCGGAACACAAGCUGGGAAAAGACUCGCCUUCGAAUAAGCUGCUCUACGCUAAGGACAUCCCCAACUACAAGAACUGGGUGGAGAGGUACUACUCCGAUAUCUCCCGUAUGCCCGCCAUCAGUGACCAGGACAUGAGCGCCUACCUGGCCGAGCAGUCGCGCCUGCACCUCAGCCAGUUCAACAGCAUGUCGGCGCUGCACGAGAUCUACUCCUACAUCAUCAAGUACAAAGACGAGAUCCUUUCAGCUCUGCAGAAGGACGAACAGUCGCGCAGACAGCGGCUACGCGGCAAGCUGGAGCAGGUGAUCGACACCAUGGCCCUGGCAAGCUGAGGGCCGUCGCGCGCCUCGGCUAGCGCGGAGAACUGGCCAGCCAACACGCCUUCCCCCCCCUUCGACGACCUUUGAUGCCCGUGACAUUUCGACCCUCGACGUUUGAAGUCCGUCGCCAAUCGCCCUCACACGAAAAACGACCAACCGACGAGCAGCAGAAGAGACUGCCAGGACACAGGCACCGAGCAGCAGCAGCACACUGGAGAGACAGCGAGCGUUUGGAACUCUCAGGCGCCACAGGCUGGGUUGACUUUUUUUUGUUGUUGUUUUUCUGAGCCUCCAACCCUGCCACGAACCACCAUACGAAAUGCACCGUCGGCCUCGGAAGACGUGGUCCUCGGCUCAGGAGAGAGUUUAUUUUCAUCAAGGCCCUCGUCACAUCCAGAGACCAGAGGGAGCAGCAGCCGGGUACUGUGUGGUGACCAACACCUCCAGCUGGAUGCUGAGCUGCCAUGCUACAUAGGAAAGGUGCAGGUCAGCUACAACUAGUAGCUUUCCAUGGCCAGGGCUACGGUUCUAAACUCUGGGCCAAUGAAAAUCCAGGAUAUACAUUAUCUCGAUACUUUUCUCCUUUUCUCUUUUCCGUUGCCGUCCUCUGCAGAGAGGUCAGAGGUCAGGGACAGCUGCGGAGCGGCAGCCAUGGAGCUGGUAGAGAUUCGGCGUGUGUUGCUCAAAGACACUUUGGCAGGGCGGACGCUUAGCAACUGCAGAGCAACCGGGGGGGGGGGGACUUUGCAGGGAAACUCUUCCUCCAGUGCUGAGUCUCCAACUCUCUCUCGACCAGAACUCCACCACAGUCUGACAGCGGACAUGUUCAGUUUCAAACCUGCCUCCUCUCCCCAGUGCUGUGCCACUUGUGUUACUGCUGAAUUUGCACAACAAAGCUAAAUCAAAAGAGAGAAGAGGAUAUAUGAAUAUAUAUAUAGAUAUACAGAUAUAUAAAUAUGAACAUUUUGUUUUUAAAACAAAUGAGAAGUUGAAUUUUUUUUUCUGGGGGGCAGGGGUUCAUUUUAAUGUACAAAAGAUAAGUUCGAGAAGAGGUUUUCAUAUUUCCGAGAUGAAAAAUUAAGAAAAACACAAGGAAAAAGUCGUCCUGUGCCAUGUUUUCCUUUGAAUGUCGUUUAGUGCAAAGAGACUCUUCUUUUUCAUUCAAUGAAAUGUGCUAUCAUGAAAAAGCUAUCAUGCUUACUGGACAAAAGUGAGAGUUUAAAAAAAUAGGUAACUGGCAAAGAUAUACAUAAAUAUAUAAAUAUAUGAUUGCAGACACUUUCUGUAUUUCAUGAGGUCUCGGGGCGGCUGUGUGCAACAUCUUUGGCUCUGAGGGCAGUGAAAGGACAAAGGAUGUCCGGAAGUCAACCUGCGACCUAACCGACCUACAGCGCUCUUGUGUUUGUUUUGAAGGAAACCAAAUACAGCUGAUUUAGAAGUCACAGAAAAAAGGUGAUUUUCUGCGGGGGGCCAGCCUCGUUGCCCUGUGGCGGCAGACCGCUCCAGAGGAAUUAGGCCCCGCCAUCUAAGUUGAACCCCGGCACGCCGUGCUGCUCUUCAACUUCUCCACCCUGUUUUAUAGACACCCCUUCUCGUCUGAAACGUUCUUCUUGGAUGUGCCAUCGGCAACGAAGGCUAGUUUAGGUGUGAAACAGAAAGACAGUGAAACAGUGUUGUCUAAUUUAGGCUUGUUUAUUUUAUUCUUUCAGUCUGCAGUGAAUACGGUAAAAAAAAAAAAAGCUCAAGGUUCCAUUUUUGAAAUGUGAAUGUGGUUUAUGAAGCGAUAAUGAAAUGUAGCUUGAUUCAUGUCAGUGUUUUUUUUGUACCAGUUGAAGGCCUUUUUUUUCUUUCUGUGGUUUUACAGGGGUAUUGAAAAAAAAGUGAAGUAGGUGCUGCUCCGCAUAAACUCGCAGUGCUUCGCAAAAACACGCAUUCAUCAACGACACAUUCCUUUCUCCAAUGACUGUAAAAGGGGUUACAAGACUAAUAAAGAAGGUUAAAAAAUACAGGAGAAAUGUGUUAAACAAACCAGGGUUAUGUAUAAAGAAUGUUGUCAUUAAUCCGGUGAGAAGCAGACCAGACACAUCAACAGAUAGAUGAAUUCAAGAAAAAGAAAAAAAACUCCUCUGUUUAAUCCUGUUUGUCUCUUUUGAGGAUAAAAAAAAAAAAAUAUGGAAGUAGGUUAAACUGCAUUGAAGGCUUCUUUUACAACGAUACGACUUUAAAGGAAACAGUUGCCAAUGCCUCAAAUCGUCAUUUUCUUCCUCUUCAACAGUGCUUCCCUCAGGUUGUGUUUCCCUGUGGUGCAGAGCAGAGAGAUCUCUCUCACCAGUUCACACUCGAGUCCUCGUCCCAGUUCAAAUGGCACAGAGGUUGCAGAAACCUUGAAAUCCAGGGCUGCUGCAAGAAGCCUGAUGGGUUUUAUUUAAAAUCGGAACCUUUGAGUAAUCUUAACCUCCUGCACUUACUCCGACAGUUUGAGAAAAGGAAAGUGAGAUAUGGCAGUUAUUACUAACUUGCUUUCUUCAGUUUUUCUGUCUCGGCAGUAGAUCAUUAUGACUGCAGUGAAGUGCUGCUCCUCAGUACAAUCCGUCGCGGCAAAGGAAACUAUAAUAUAAUAAACUAAAGUAUAAUUUCCAACACAGUAGCAAUCCGUCUGCCAUGCGACCUGCUCACACUGCGUUCUCAAUUUACAUCGUCUCAAACCUAUUUAUAUUGGAAUAGAUGCUAAAUUUAAGCUAAGCUAACUCAAUUUCUCUGAAGGCAAAUUCGCAUGGUAAAGAGUUUAUUAAGUUAAAAAUGUAAUCUGGAAAACACCAUUUAUGAAUUGAAAUUAAAAGGACAGUGAUACGUCCAACAAUACAUCUCGUUAGCUACUGCAUAUGACGUGAUUACUUAGCUGACAUGCUAAGAUUAAAGUUGAUAAGAGUGAUUAAUGAAUUAAAUGAUAUUUCCCAGCUAUACCUUCAAAGCAAUGAACAAUAUACAGUAUAUUCCCUACAGCUGGGACAUCAUCUUUGAAGUAAAAAGAAAAAUCUGUUCUCUGUUGUUGCCCAAGAGUUUCAGACCUAUGGCAGCCUCGGAAUCCAAUUCCACCUUUGUCCAUAUCACAUAUAAGGAUGCUAACUAUAUAUUUUUUCAAAUAAAAUUACCAGAGUUGGACCAACUGUCCUGCCACCAAACCAAACACAUAUUACUGCAGUCAAAUGAAAGUUCUUAAAUCUGACAAAAGUACCUUACCCUAGGAUUAAGAAACCCUUUAAAAUCAGUGGACAUUUUAUUGUUGUUCACACUAAGAUGUCGUUUCCAUCUGACAGCAAAACGUGUCUGGACAGAGUUGAACGUACUGUAUGUGCUUCCAUACUUGAACCACUGAUCGACACAGGGUAAAAUGAAAAAACAUACAGGGCGGCUGAGCAAAGAUUUUUUUUCAUCCAUAUCAGGGGAGCAACUCAGCGAGGAGAGAUUAACUUUGAUCAAGCUGGUUCUCAGAACUUCCACAAAAAAGAUUUCAUGACUCAAAGCUCAUUGAAGGUAUUUUGUGUUUUCUUCAUGACUGAUGAAUGGUGAAAUUGAGAUGUUACUUCCAUGUACAGUCACGCAUUCACACAUUUUGUUCAAUUUGAAUGGACGACAGUCUAAGGAAGUAGACCACUGCAUUGAUGUUUGACCGCAAUUCCCUUGCUCAAUUGUUCUUUCGAUGAAGACUUGUAAAUUUUAAAUGAUUUCACUGAUCUUGAAAUAGUAAUGAGGCUUAUUAAGCCUCAUUGAUUACUUUGUAGGGUGUAAAAAAAAAAAAGGUUUAGAAAGAUGGCAGGAUAAGGCCCACUUGGUCUCUGGUGCUUUUGUCUCUGCGCUUUCUGCCUCACCUCUUGUUGGGGUAAAAGAUGAAAAGACAGAGGAAAGUGCUUUUGAAGGCAACGUUACCGCUUCAUUUUCCAUUCUGUUGCAUCUGUCGCAUCCGGAUUUUUCCACAUAGAAAAAGACGGCGAUGAGGGAGGGAGACGAUCUCUCAGUGAUUGACCGUAGGGCGGCUCCCUGGGCCUUGUCAGCCCCUUCCCGUACUGAAAACUAUUUAUUUUUCCAUAUAGUAUGACUCAAGCUAGGUGGUAAAAAAUUGGAAUUGAAAUAAAUUUACAUCUACAGUUUAUUCACUAAUGAGAAUUAGUGCAGUACUUUGUGAAACAUUCUCAUAUGCUUUCUUUCUGAGACUGAAUUGAGAGUGGUAACUGUUUCUUGUUGGCAUUUGCAAGUGCAGAGCUGGAGUCACGUUGUGUUUAGCCUAGCUUAGCAUAAAAUAUGUAGCCUGACAGUUGGCCCGACUGUCAGGCUAAUGAAAGAAUUAGACCCGCCAACACUGCUAAUAAGUUACACAUUGUUUCUCAUGUGUUUAACUUCAAACGGACAGAAAUGUAAAUUGAAUUGUUCACGUAAGUUCAUGAUAUGGAACGUGAUUCAACAUCAGCAAAUCAGCUCCGAGCUAUUCCACACUGGUAAACUCUUUUUCAGCGGCAUGCUCGAGCUAAGCCAAAAACAGUUUGACUCCGGCUCUGUACUUAGCACUGAGACAAACAGACUCACAACUUUGAUGUUGUUCUCAUGUGACUUAAAAACAAAGUAAAUUCACUUAUUUUUUCCUUUUCAAAAUGGUGUUAGGAAAAAGUUAUAUCAAAAAGGUUUAUCAAGCUGGAGCUAGGAGACAGUUAGCUCAGUUUAGCAUAAAAACGCAGAAGUGGGUUAAGCAGCUAGCUUGGUCCUGUUUGAAGGGGGAAAAGAAACAUCCAUUAAAAGAUUUACUCGUGUGACUAAAGUUGACAAAUGAACGUUAUAUUAUAUUGUUCAUUUAACCCUUAACCAGAGGUGCUGGGCUAGCCAGCUUUCUGCUAAGAUAAGCUAAGCUAACCGUAUUCUGGUUCUAGCUUCAUGUUCAUUACAGUGCAAUCCACUCAAGUGAAUUAGGACAUUUCCCAAGAUGUCUAUCAGAAAUGUAAUUAUCGUUCAUUAUGGCGUGCGCCCUCCCAACAAUACACCACCUCAGACCCAUAACAACGUACAACCCCUAAUACCCCUUUCAUUCAUCUGCCAUUUCUGGUUUAAUCCCCCUCAACUGCAAAAGCUCCAGCGUUCUUCAUCCCUCCACUUCCAACUCUCCAGCAUCAUCACCUGCUGAGUUCACUUUGAUUUGAGUGCAUUUCAGAGGAGGAUAGGACAUGAAAUAUAUCCACACAGAGAUUAAGAGGAGAGAGGUAGAAAGGAGAAAGAAAAAAAAUACCUUAGAGUUUUAAUACUUUAUGAAUUCUGAUACCUUUUUAAGAGUUUCAGACUUGAAGCUGCUGUGACAGGUUUUGGCUGUUUCAUGCCCGUGUAAAUAUCCUGCUCUUUCCUAUUUUGCAGAUUUAUUACGUGUAAAUAGACACGCAUCAAGGAGAGAUUAAACAUGUUUUUUGCUAAA
Molecule: messenger RNA, 11598 nt
Organism: Scophthalmus maximus (turbot)
Lineage: Eukaryota; Metazoa; Chordata; Actinopteri; Pleuronectiformes; Scophthalmidae
Product: plexin-A1-like
Exons: 33
Coding region: 459-6158 (1899 amino acids)
Biological process (GO): regulation of cell migration; semaphorin-plexin signaling pathway involved in axon guidance; regulation of cell shape
Cellular component (GO): semaphorin receptor complex
Molecular function (GO): semaphorin receptor activity; protein binding
Source: RefSeq, a predicted model, not a curated record